This is a messenger RNA of Aspergillus aculeatinus CBS 121060, 1538 nucleotides long. Its product is annotated as FAD-dependent oxidoreductase. Bases 189 to 1538 code for a protein of 449 amino acids. Lineage: Eukaryota; Fungi; Ascomycota; Eurotiomycetes; Eurotiales; Aspergillaceae. Gene Ontology annotation, molecular function: FAD binding; monooxygenase activity. The transcript has 6 exons. The record is from RefSeq and is a predicted model, not a curated record.
CUAUGAUGUACCUAGGUAGUGAUGGUAAAGAAGGAGGGGAGAGGAAGUUUAAAUAGAUGGCUUCCGCCUGUAAAACUAUAGGGUCUCUCUGGCAUCGAAGUAUCAUCCUACUCUUCAGCUUCACCUUCUUAUAUUUCUCAGACGCUUGCUGUUAGGCUUUGGUGAUUUAGGAUCAUACAACAGAGAAGAUGGGCUCAACUGCGUCUGGUUGGAGACCGCUGAGUGUGGGGAUCGUGGGCGGCGGGAUCGGGGGCCUGGCGGCUUCGAUUGCGCUGCGGCGGGCGGGCCAUGCAGUGGUCAUCUACGAGCGCCAUGAUUUUGCGGGGGAGGUGGGCGCGUCGAUCUCGUGUGCGGCGAAUGGAACCCGGUGGUUGCAUGAAUGGGGGGUCGAUAUCGCCAAGGGCGACCCCGUGGUGCUGCAGAAGUUGAUCAACCGGGAUUGGAAGACAGGGGAGCCGGUCAGUGUCUAUGAUCUGGACGACUACGAGCAGCGCUGGGGGUACGUCUACAAUAUGUUCCAUCGGCAGUAUAUGCAUGCCAUGUUGAAGGACUGCGCGCUGCAGGAGGAAGGGGCGGGCACGCCGGUCACACUGAAGGUGAACCAUAAGUGCCAGGAUAUUGACCUCGAGACGGGUGUGAUUACCUUCGACGGUGGUGAAACCGUGCGGCACGAUCUCAUCGUGGGUGCUGAUGGAAUCGGCUCGGCCGUGCGAGGCAUCAUUGGCCUUCAUCCCGAGAAGACUCCGGCGCCGUCGAGCUGCUUGCAUGCCAAUGUCCACACGGAAGAUGCGGUCCGCUUGGGGUUGGUCGACUAUUCCCAAGACAGUGCGUUGGAAUACUGGGGCGGCCAGGAAGGCAAGUGGGAUAAGAUCGUCCUCUCCCCUUGCAACGGCGGCAAGUUGCUGUCUUACUACUGCUUCUUUCCUCGCGAGAAGGGAGACUUCACGACGCACACAUGGGGCGGAGAGGAUCGUCCGGUCGAAGAGCUGCUCGCUCCUUACCCGGAAUUAGAUGAACAAGUCCGCUCUCAUCUGGCCAUCGGCAUCGAGAUUAGGCCCUGGCGCCUGUGGGUGCAUCAACCUUACCCGUAUAUCGCCAGCAAUAUGGUCUGCCUGCUGGGAGACGCAGGACAUCCAAUGAUGCCUCAUCAGAGCCAGGGCGCUUGCAUGGCCAUCGAAGACGCCGCAGCCCUCGGAAUCAUAUUCAGCAAGCCCUAUUUCUCCGGUGAUGUCGCAGCGGCGCUGUCAGUCUACCAGAAGGUGCGACUGCCUCGAGCCACCAAAGUCCAAGCCGCUUCAGCCAAGGCAGCAUACAACAUCAACGAGCGCAUCGGCUUCUCCAGCAAUACCAACAUGCCAAAGUACAAGGUCGAGGAUGAGCAGAAGAAGCUCACGAUUGAAGAAAUGAACGCAUACGACAUGUACAUGGACAUCGAGGAAGUCCUGUCCCAAGAGCUUGGGUCCUCGUUCGACAAGGAGUACAUCCGGGGGCUGCCUGUCGGAUUGAAGCUGUCGAACGGAGUGGUCAUCGGAGAAUAA